Messenger RNA from Rosa rugosa (rugosa rose), 1077 nucleotides. RefSeq lists its product as uncharacterized. The transcript has a single exon. NCBI's taxonomy places the organism in Eukaryota, Viridiplantae, Streptophyta, Magnoliopsida, Rosales, Rosaceae. The record is from RefSeq and is a predicted model, not a curated record. Bases 1 to 1077 code for a protein of 358 amino acids.
AUGAGAUCAACGAUUAAUGCUGACAACAUCGCCCCUGAAGAUAUGAAGGAAAGGGCUAUGAUUUUCAUCAGGAAACAUAUGGAGGAAGCACUCAAGGUGGAAUAUUUAGCUGAAGAGGACCCACGGUCCCUUUGGGUCGCUCUAGAAGAGCGAUUCAACCAUCAGAGGACCAUUUACUUGCCGGAAGCAAGGCACGACUGGCAGAACAUACGUUUCCAGGAUUUCAAGACUGUCAAUGAGUAUAACUCUGAAAUCUGCCGGAUUCGGUCACUCCUAAAAUUCUGUGGAGAAGAGCUCACAGAAGCUGAUCUAUUGGAGAAAACUUUCUCCACCUUCCCUCCUUCCUGUAUGGUCCUGCAGCAACAAUACAGGGAGAGAAACUUUGCUAGAUUCUCAGAAUUGGUCACCAUCAUGUUGCUCGCUGAAAAGAACAACGACCUACUUUUGAGGAAUGAUCAAGCAAGGCCCACCGGUACCAGAGCAGUUCCUUUGCCUGAAGCAAAUGCUAUUGCCCAUCGCGAAAAUAACCGUGCAAGGAGAAACCGGGGUCGUGGAAGGGGAAGGAGGCCUAAACAUCCGAGACAUGGAAGGAGAAAUGGACCCAGAAAUGGCCCAUAUGACCGUGACUACCAAGAUAAUCGCCCAAGGGGAAAUAACCGUGCAAGGAGAAACCGGGGUCGUGGAAGGGGAAGGAGGCCUGAACAUCCGAGACAUGGAAGGAGAAAUGGACCCAGAAAUGGCCCAUAUGACCGUGACCACCAAGAUAAUCGCCCAAGGGGUCGUGGAGGACGUGGACAAGGCCCACGUGGUGGAAACCGAAAUGCCCAGGUCCAACAAGCUCAAAUUAGAGAGAAUGUUGGCCCGGCCCGUCACCCUCAGAAUCAGCAUAAUCUAUGUUAUAGAUGUGGAGGCACUGACUAUUGGUCCCGCACCUGCCGUGCAACAAAUGAAGAGAUAGGAGAGUAUCACGCCAGACGCGGAACUCGAGAGGCCAACCUUGUGGAAUGGUCAGUUCCUAUAGAUACCACCUUGGAGAUUACUGAUUUCCAAGCAGCCAAUGGGUACAUCGAGGAUUGA